Molecule: messenger RNA, 773 nt
Organism: Schistosoma margrebowiei
Lineage: Eukaryota; Metazoa; Platyhelminthes; Trematoda; Strigeidida; Schistosomatidae
Source: the annotation of a GenBank genome assembly
AGGUCAUUGUUAUUUAGUCUGGGUUCAUGGGGUUGUUUACUAUUUUAAAAAAGCUUAAACAGAAAGAGAAGGAAGUUCGGGUGUUAAUACUGGGAUUAGACAAUGCUGGCAAGACAACCAUCGUAAAGAAAUUUAAUGGUGAAGACAUAAACAGUAUAUCUCCAACACUAGGUUUUAGUAUUCAAACACUAGAACAUAUGGGUUUCAAAUUGAACAUAUGGGAUGUCGGUGGACAAAAGUCUUUGCGAUCAUAUUGGCGAAAUUAUUUCGAAACUACUGACGCACUAAUAUGGGUUGUGGACAGCUCAGAUCGCCUUCGUCUUGAAGAUUGUCGGGUAGAACUAUCUAAACUGCUAGUUGAAGAACGAUUAGUCGGUGCUACUUUACUUGUGUUCGCUAACAAACAAGAUUUAUCUUCAUCAUUGAAACCAUCACAAAUACGUGAAUUAUUACAUUUAGAUGAGAUAACAACACAUCAUUGGUUAAUUCUUGGUUGUAGUGGAGUUACUGGGGAGAAUUUACUAGAUGGUAUAAAUUGGUUACUCAAAGAUGUAUCUUGUAGAAUAUUCUCAUCAGAUUAAUUAAUUUCUAUUUUGUUGGAAUUUACUUCCUUUUAAAAGAAAAUCAAUUUGUGUAAUUACAUCAUCAACAAUGUUUAUUAUAAUUCCUUAUAUAUGAAAAUAACAUUGGUAACAUGAUUUUAUGCGUAAAUAAUAAGCAUACGAUAUGAUUGUACACAUUACUUAUGCCUGUAAAUAUAAUAAUUAUUUCAA